AUGCGUUUUUCAAUUAAACAUGCAACCCUUGGUAGUGAACGUAUUGGUACGUUAACAGGAUUUGUUAAAUCUCCGGGCACUGUUAUUGAAACUCCGACAGCAGCUCUAUUUACUCAGGGAGGCAGUGUACUGCAUCUAACCGCAGAAGUGUUAGCCAAAGUAUUUUCAACUCCACAACUGUUAUGGGUGCCGGUUUCAAACUCUUUACAACUAGAACCUGGUAUGAAGGCUCAAGGAGAAGGUGUGGCUAAAUUUGCUGGCCUUCCGGAACAUUUAACUUGUGUAUCAGCUCAUAAUAUGAGUGAAGUAACUCCUUCAGGACAUUUUGAACUUGAUAAAGUACCUUUGUGGACCAAAAAUGGGAAGAAAAUGGUUAAUGCAGACAGAUAUAUGGAUUUGAUGGAAGUAUACAAACCAGAAAUAAUUUUGGCGAUUGCAGAUGGCCGGACAGCACUUAACGAGGGUUAUAAGAGAAUUAUGAAGUCCCUGGAUAGAAGCUGCAACAUGCUGGAUACUUGUGUGUAUCGAUAUAAGGCCUCAAAGCAGCUUCGACAUAGUGGCCUAAUUGGUGUAGUAGUAGCCACGGGAAUGCCAAAGAAAUUGAAUGAAAGCAUAGAACAUGUACUGAAAUACAAAGAUGAUCUUACGGGAGUCGCUUUAGCUGGUGUAACUGAUGCAACUGAUGAAUCUAAUAAAUUAGCAUUGGAGAAGAUAGAAAGUAUUUUUAAAACUGUUAGUGAUAAAUUACCAAAAGACUUAUUACGAGUAAUAGAAGGCUGUUGGAACCCAGCAGUCAUAGUAGCAGCGAUAGAACAAGGGUGGGACCUUUUCGACGGGUCCUAUCCAACGAAAUUGAGCAACGCCGGCCAUGCAUUGGCACUGAACUUCGACACCAAUCGACAGAGCACGGAGCCAUGUAUCUUAGAUCUGAAUGACGCAAGGUAUACAGAAGAUUUUACUCCAGUAUUAGAAGGAUGUGAAUGUUUAACUUGUAAGAAGCAUACAAGGGCGUAUAUCCGCCAUCUUUUGAACACGAGGGAGAUGCUCUCUUCUGUUUUAUUGAGCAUCCACAACCUUCACCACUUCGAUCAGCUGUUCGUCCACGCCCGGCAGCACAUCGCAGCGAACACAUUCCAAAUAUACAAAGCCCACAUCACCAAACAAUACGAAACAUACAAACUACCUCAAAUAACCAAUGGUGUAACCGACUUAAAAGAAAGUGAUAUUAAAAUGAACGGUACUGCGAACAUUAAGAAAAGAUUAAGCGUGAGUGACGAUGAGAUUACUAGUCCAGUAGUUAAUGGUAGUGUUUAUUAG
Messenger RNA from Spodoptera littoralis (African cotton leafworm), 1317 nucleotides. NCBI's taxonomy places the organism in Eukaryota, Metazoa, Arthropoda, Insecta, Lepidoptera, Noctuidae. The record is from the annotation of a GenBank genome assembly.